AUGAGGCGUCCUACAGAUGAUACUAACUCCUCUGAGUCUCCUUCAGCUUCCUCUCCUGGCAAAUCAUAUGUGCAGCUUCCAAACCCUGGAGGAGGAGGAGGGAGCAUUGGGGGAACAAUAAACUAUGAGAAGAAACUGACAACUCAAGAUGCUUUAUCCUACUUAAAGGAUGUUAAGAAGAAGUUUCAACAUCAAAAGGGCAUAUAUAAUAAGUUCUGUGAGUUUUUGAGAGACUUUAAAGCACAAAGGAUCGAUAUAUCUUGCUUGAUUGAACGAGUGAAUGAGUUGUUCAAAGGCCAUAACCAUCUUAUUUCCGGGUUUAACACCUUUUUGCCUAAAGGAUUAGAAAUAACCCUUGAUGAAGAUGAGGAAGACGAAGUUGAGGAAGAAGAAGAAGCUCCACCAAAGAAAACUGCUGAAUCCCUAGCUCUUGUAAACAAAAUAUUAAUAGAUAAUGAUCCCCAACCAGAUAGUUCUGUUGCUUCUCUCGGUGACUGUGGUCAUAGUGUUGACUGCUCUGACCUUAAUUUGGAUAAAGCGGUGCACAUAGAGCCGAGGAAACUAGUGGAGAAGGAGAAUAUAGAAAGGAUAAGCCGUGAUUUGGACUAUGAUGGAGAAGCAGAAGAGCAAGGCAAUUUGCACCAUUCUCCAAAGAAAGGCAAGCCAUCCACAAGAAGUGAGAGUUUUGAAGCUUACUCUGUUCCUACUGCUUCACAUUAUGAAAAAAACAAUCUAAAAGAAUCACUUUGCAAUGAAGAACAUCUAUCUGGUCCAAGGAAGGGGAAGGAAUCCAAGGACAAGUACAUUGGGAAAUCUUUUCAGCUGCGAUCCAAGGACAAGUAUAACGGGAAAUCUAUUCAGGAGCUUGAUCUAUCUGAUUGCUAUCCGAUACAUAAAACAGGAGCUCUUGACUUGAAUGAUAACUGGGUUUGUGUCAAUCCAGACUACUCUUUUAAGUACAGGCACAUAAACAAAUAUGAGGAAAGCUUGUUCAAAUGUGAAGAUGACAGAUUUGAGUUGGACAUACUGUUGUCAUCUGCGGGAUCUGCAGCGGAAAGGGGAGAAGAGUUGCUGAAUAGUAUCAUUGAGAAGAAAAUAAGUUUAGAGGAGGGCUCCUUCGUGGUUGAAGACCAUUUCACAGCCCUAAAUUUAAGGUGUAUAGAGAGACUUUAUGGGGACCAUGGUCUUGAGGUGAAAGAGAUAAUACGUAAGAAUCCAGCGGCUGCACUUCCUGUAAUUCUAGCUCGUUUGAAGCAGAAACAAGAAGAAUGGAAAAAAUGCCGUGACGAUCUUAAUUUGGCGUGGGCAGAUGUGUAUGCGAAACACCAUUACAAAUCACUUGAUCACCGCAGCUUCUCCUUCAAGCAGCAAGAUUCUAAGUACUUGAGUGCCAAAGCGCUGGUGUCUGAAAUCAAGGACCUGAAAAAGAAGUCUCUGAAAGAAGAUAAUGUUCCCCACUUGGAAUAUGAGUAUUUGGACACAAGUAUUCAUGAAGAUGUGUUUAAACUAGUCCACUUCUCGUGUGAGGAGAUAUUCUCCAACAAAGAGAAGAUGAGUAAAGUUCUGAAGCUCUGGAACAGUUUCCUGGAGCUGAUGGUUGGUGUUCCACCCAGGUCCAAGGAUGGAGAUCCGGCUAGUAAAGAUGUUACCACCUGUUCUGCUGAUAAAAGAUCAGGAGAUGUUGGCGAAAGACUAGCCAGAGUAUUCUACGGGAAUGAUGACUUUUAUGUUUUAUUCAGGCUUCAUCGAAUCCUUUACGAGAGAAUUUCUUCAGCAAAAACAUAUUGCACAGGUUGUGGUGAAAUGAAUCGGAGAAACACGAAAGACACUACUGGUUCACCACCAGAUCCUUAUGCAAGGUUUAUGAGUGCUCUGUUUAGUCUGCUAAAUGGCUCAGUUGAAAAUUACGAGUUUGAGGAUGAAUGUCGAGCUAUUAUUGGAAACCACUCUUAUUUUUUAUUCACCUUGGAUAAACUCUUAUACAGUUUGGUUAAACAGCUUCAAGCUGUUGUAGCAGACGCUAUGGACAAUAAGCUUCUUCACUUGUAUGAGUCUGAAAAACCUGACACAGUGUAUUAUGAAAACGCAAGGAUCCUCCUUCACAAAGAGGAAAAUAUUUAUCGGUUGGAAUCUUCGUCCUCUCCACCUCGUUUGUCAAUCCAGCUUAUGGAUAGUAUAAACGAAAUGCCCCAAGCUUCCAUGGAUCCCUUCUUUGCAUUUAGGUUUCUGCAAAAGAAGUGUCGUUCGAACUCAUAUCAGUAA
Messenger RNA from Eruca vesicaria subsp. sativa (arugula), 2262 nucleotides. NCBI's taxonomy places the organism in Eukaryota, Viridiplantae, Streptophyta, Magnoliopsida, Brassicales, Brassicaceae. The record is from the annotation of a GenBank genome assembly.